This is a messenger RNA of Oncorhynchus kisutch (coho salmon), 2714 nucleotides long. Its product is annotated as O-acyltransferase like protein. Lineage: Eukaryota; Metazoa; Chordata; Actinopteri; Salmoniformes; Salmonidae. The transcript has 10 exons. The record is from RefSeq and is a predicted model, not a curated record. Bases 23 to 1309 code for a protein of 428 amino acids. Gene Ontology annotation, molecular function: acyltransferase activity, transferring groups other than amino-acyl groups.
CUGCUGUCUGCCGACAGGUUGUAUGUACUCGUGGCUCCAGGCCCUCUCCUUCCAGGCCUGCAGCCAGGAGGUCCUCUCUACAGCUAGCCCAGGUGGAGGCUACUCCUCCCUGAAUGGAAUCCGCAUCUUUAGCCUUCUAUGGAUAAUCUGUGGACACACUGUCCAGCUCAGCGCCUGGAACAACCUAGAUAAUGAAACGAGAUGGAAAGGGACAGUGGAGAGAAACCCUCUGCAUGUGUUUGCCUUCAGUGGACCUGUAUAUCUGGCUGUGGAUACCUUUCUGCUCCUCGGAGGUCUUUUGAGUGCAAGGUCCCUGCUGGGGUCCAUUCAGAGAGCGGAGGACAAACUGAGUCCAGGUCUGGUGGCCAACUUCCUCUUCAAGAGGUUUAAAAGAGUCCAGCCACUGCACCUCUUCAUCGUGUGUCUCGCUAUCGGCCUCUUCUCCGUGGUCCAGAGAGGUGCAUUCUGGUUCAUCGCCGAAGAUGAGAUCAUCAACUGUAAAAAGUACUGGUGGUCCAACCUGCUACUGGUCAACAACCUCUUCACCAUCACUGACAUAUGUGCUCCAUGGACCUGGUAUCUGUCCCUGGAUUUCCAGUUCUAUGCAACAACCCCCCUGCUCAUCUACCUCUAUAGGCUGAACAAAGGAGUUCUGGUUGGUGUGGCUUCAGCUCUGCUGUUUCUGUCCAGUCUGACUAGCGCUGUUCUCACUGCCCUACUGCACCUCCCAGUUCACCAGCCUACCACACUAAAAUAUGAAAACUACUUCCAGUAUUACUACAAUAAACCCUACACCAGAUACGGGCCCUACCUGAUCGGGAUCCUGGCAGGGAUAAGCAUGACAACUAAGAAAGGCCACCUUUUAAAACAUCAGUGGCAGGCUACAGUAGGUUGGUUCUGCUGCCUGUCAGUCAUGGCGAUAUUGAUAGGAUUGGCCUAUGUCCUCCGGGAUGUCCCACCCCAGCCGUCCGCGCCUCACGCCCUCUACCAGGGGAUCCAUCGCUCCCUCUGGGCCCUGGCCGUGGCCUGGAUCAUACUGGCCUGUGAGGAGGGAUAUGGAGGAUUGGUUGAUAACCUCCUGUCACUAAAUCUGUGGGUUCCUCUGUCCAACAUCAGCUUUGCCUGUUACCUGAUCCAUCCUGUUAUUAUUAUACUAUACAACGGCAAACAGGAGACUCCUAUACACUACACAGACAUGAACUUUUUCUAUCUGUUCCUGGGUCACAUGAUUCUGACGGUGGUGAUUGGCUAUGUGUUGACCGUGUUGGUGGAGAAGCCCUACCUCUUCCUCAGGGGCAGUAAGACUUAAGGACAUGACCCCCUUGACCCUCCUCCUUUAGAACAUGACCCCUAGACCCUCCUCUCUACGACAUGACGCCUAGACCCUCCUUCUCUACGACAUGACCCCUAACCCCUAGACCCUCUUCCCUAGGACAUGACCCCCUUGACCCUCCUCCUUUAGAACAUGACCCCUAGACCCUCCUCUCUACGACAUGACGCCUAGACCCUCCUUCUCUACGACAUGACCCCUAACCCCUAGACCCUCCUUCUCUACGACAUGACCCCUAACCCCUAGACCCUCUUCCCUAGGACAUGACCCCUAGACCCUCCUCCUCUACGACAUGACAUCUAGACCCUCUUCCUCUACAACAUGACCCCUCCUCCCUAGGACAUGACCCCUAGACCCUCCUCCUCUACGACAUGACCCCUAGACCCUCCUCCUUUACGACAGGACCCCUAGACCCUCCUCCUUUACGACAGGACCCCUAGACCCUCCUCCUUUACGACAGGACCCCUAGACCCUCCUCCUCUACGACAUGACCCCUAGACCCUCCUCCUCUACGACAUGACCCCUAGACCCUCCUCCCUACGACAUGACCCCUCCUCCCUACGACAUAACCACUAGACCCUCCUCUGUACGACAUGACCCUUAGACCCUCCUCCUCUACGACAUGACCCUUAGACCCUCCUCCUCUACGACAUGACCCCUAGACCAUCCUCCCUACGACAUGACCCCUCCUCCCUACGACAGGACCCCUAGACCCUCCUCCCUACGACAUGACCCCUCCUCCCUACGACAGGACCCCUAGACCCUCCUCCCUAUGACAGGACCCCUCCUCCCUACGACAUGACCCCUCCUCCCUACGACAGGCCCCCUAGACCCUCCUCCUCUACGACAUGACCCCUAGACCCUCUUCCCUACGACAUGACCCCUCCUCCCUACGACAGGACCCCCUAGACCCUCCUCCUCUAUGACAUGACCCCUAGACCCUCCUCCCUAUGACAUGACCCCUCCUCCCUACGACAGGACCCCUAGACCAUCCUCCUCUACAACACUCCAGUAGAUCUGAAAGGAUUGGAUAGCUGUGAGCAGUAUGGCCAUAAAUGAAAGGAAUUAUGUAUGGGCUGAUUUAUAAAGAUGACUGUAUUCAUUGUAAGAUGUAAGAUGUGCGGUGUAAAUUAUUGUAUAAUCUGCCAUGUAUAAAAACUGAAACAUAAAGUCUGAAAAGAGUGGUAUGUUAGAAUGUAAAACUUUCUGUGGUUAGAAUGUUUAACGCUGACUGUAGUAUUGAGGUACAAUGUUACUUGUGAAGCCAAGCAGUAUAAGAAGAGCUCUUCACUAGAUACAUAAACAUACAAAGGCCAUUUCCUCAAAAGUGAGUUUACAACUUGAUCAACUUUCAAAGCAGAAUUGCUUUUCCAUUGUUCCUCAA